GUGUUAUUGACACCGAAUGGGGGCUCCUGUAUGCCACUCUUAGUUCGGAUCAGACCUUAGUUACUGAUAUCGACUGUCAUAUCAUUAAUUUGGUCUGACUGGGGAGACUAACAAAUUGUGUCGUUUCCGACUGGGACUGAAGACUACUAUCGAUCUGAAUUCAGCCGUAACCAAACAGGUGAACCAUGCCCAUCAUGAAGCUCAAGCUCAUCUGCUACUUUCCGGUGGAGCCACCGUUUAUCACGCAAGUCACCGUCGAGGGCAAUGACACAGUCAAAUCACUGUUGAGGGAGGUCCACAAGCAGCUCAAGGAGGAAAGCUAUGAUGUCCCACUGAGGGACCUUGUGUUGUACAAGGCGGAUGUCAAGAUAGAGCCCGAGGUGGAUCUGACAGACCGUGUCAUUCAGUGGCUUCGCAUCCAGCCAGAGGCAGCCAAGCUCAGUGUUCUACGUAACGUUAAAGACGUGUUCACCGAAGCCCUGCCAAAUGGUACUCUUCAUAUCAUUGUUGCCAAUGCCGAGAUCAAGGAGCUACUUGACUUUGUUGACGAUCCUCAAGCGCGGUCUCGGAUACAGAUUAAGAAAAAGCUCGGCAAGCAGUUCGCAAAACUAUCAUCCAGCCCCUCCCCAUCUGCAGUUGUAAGGAGCGCUGAUGCAUUGGCAAAGUUCCUCAAUGCCGAUGGCCAUCCUGUGUGCCUCGAUCAAGUCCCAGCCGCCAUGUUCAGCCCGCCACUUGCGCACCUACAACGGGCCCUCGCCGAGCUUGGCGACCUCGAGGUGACCGAACAUGAUGUCAGCCACGCGUCUAGCUUCCUCAGCAGUACAAUCAUGUCUUAUCACAAUGAGGACAGUCGCCGGAACGCCAUUCGGCAGCACGUCGACCACUUAAUCGGGGAGCCUGGUCAGUGGGAGGAAAGGCUUGACCGGGUGGGGAACAUCCAGCCUGAUGCGAGUUGGUGGCAAGGUGAGUUCCCUGUCACAAUCCUGAAGCUGAAAAAUGCCCCUGGUAUUGGCGGAGAUCCUUUUGUUCAAAGUCUUGCCGACUACAGCAAGAUUGUGUCGGACCCCCAGCUUGCGCACUUUCAAGGAUCCUGCAAUUUCCCUGUCUUGCUUCUCGGUCUCUCGGGAAAUCGGAUCGAGAUUGUCGCCUUCAAUAUCACCCCCGGAUUUCACUUGUCCGAGAACAUCAUCCAUGCGGCUCGAAUCUUCAGGUGCCUUUCAUCGUGUCGAGCGGCACUGGCAGCGCACUACCGCGCAGUUCAGGGCAACCACGUAACUAUUGCGGCAAUCUACCCUGACCCAACCUCAGUCUCUGGCAAUGCAUUGCCGUGCCUGACCUACCACGGUGUCCUCUUGCGAACCGGCGAGCACGUUUCGACCAGCUUGGCAGACCUGGAAGUUGGGACCACCGCGCUGUACCGGGCUACCCUUGGUGACGCUGCUACCCCUGAUGGUGCUACCGAGGUCGUCGUCAAGUUUGCGAGUCGAUACGGUGAAGCAGCCCACCGCCUCUUAUCCGAUGCCAAACUGGCCCCAAAGCUCCACUGGUGCGAGCCAAUCAUCGGGGGCCUUUUUAUGGUCGUCAUGGACCAUCUCGAAGACGGUGCAUCAAUCUGGCGACUGCGAAACAGUUCAAGGCCCAAACCUGUUCCCGAAGCUGUCUUGAGGGAUGUUAAAGGGGCACUAAAGCUCUUGCACGAGAAUAGGUUUGUGUUCGGAGACCUGCGUGACACGAAUGUUGUUUCUUCCAAGGAGCAAGGGUUUCUCGUUGAUUUCGAUUGGGCUGGGAAGGAAGGAGAGGACAGAUACCCAGCCGCGCUCAAUGAAAAUAAUAAGUGGCAUGCCGAGUUGGAGGCUCAGCUGAAGUAGUUUGUUAUAUCCUUUC
Serpula lacrymans var. lacrymans S7.9 is the source of this 1884-nucleotide messenger RNA. RefSeq lists its product as uncharacterized. The record is from RefSeq and is a predicted model, not a curated record. NCBI's taxonomy places the organism in Eukaryota, Fungi, Basidiomycota, Agaricomycetes, Boletales, Serpulaceae. The coding region runs from base 186 to 1868 and encodes 560 amino acids. The transcript has 7 exons.